Messenger RNA from Cynocephalus volans (Philippine flying lemur), 1634 nucleotides. RefSeq names its product ciliary neurotrophic factor receptor (gene CNTFR). NCBI's taxonomy places the organism in Eukaryota, Metazoa, Chordata, Mammalia, Dermoptera, Cynocephalidae. The transcript is spliced from 8 exons. Gene Ontology annotation, biological process: ciliary neurotrophic factor-mediated signaling pathway. Gene Ontology annotation, cellular component: external side of plasma membrane; ciliary neurotrophic factor receptor complex; CNTFR-CLCF1 complex. The coding region runs from base 1 to 1119 and encodes 372 amino acids. Gene Ontology annotation, molecular function: ciliary neurotrophic factor receptor activity; cytokine binding. The record is from RefSeq and is a predicted model, not a curated record.
AUGGCUGCUCCUGUCCCCUGGGCCUGCUGUGCUGUGCUUGCUGCUGCUGCCGCCGUUGUCUACACCCAGAGACACAGUCCACAAGAGGCACCCCACGUGCAGUACGAGCGCCUGGGCUCAGACGUGACACUGCCUUGUGGAACAGCAAACUGGGAUGCAGCUGUGACAUGGCGGGUGAAUGGGACGGACCUGGCCCCUGACCUGCUCAACGGCUCUCAGCUCGUGCUCCGUGGCCUGGAACUGGGCCAUAGUGGCCUCUACGCCUGCUUCCACCGUGACUCCUGGCACCUGCGCCACCAAGUCCUGCUACACGUGGGCUUGCCGCCGAGGGAGCCUGUGCUCAGUUGCCGCUCCAACACUUACCCCAAGGGCUUCUACUGCAGCUGGCAUCUGCCCACCCCCACCUACAUCCCCAACACCUUCAAUGUGACUGUGCUGCACGGCUCCAAAAUUAUGGUCUGUGAGAAGGACCCGGCCCUCAAGAACCGCUGCCACAUCCGCUACAUGCACCUGUUCUCCACCAUCAAGUACAAGGUCUCUAUAAGUGUCAGCAAUGCCCUGGGCCACAAUGCCACAGCUAUCACCUUCGACGAGUUCACCAUUGUGAAACCUGACCCUCCAGAAAAUGUGGUGGCCCGGCCAGUGCCCAGCAACCCUCGUCGGCUGGAGGUGACGUGGCAGACCCCCUCGACAUGGCCUGACCCUGAAUCCUUUCCUCUCAAGUUCUUUCUGCGCUACCGACCCCUCAUCCUGGACCAGUGGCAACAUGUGGAGCUGUCAGAUGGCACAGCGCACACCAUCACAGAUGCCUAUGCCGGGAAGGAGUACAUCAUCCAGGUGGCAGCCAAGGACAAUGAGAUUGGGACGUGGAGCGAUUGGAGUGUGGCUGCCCAUGCCACACCCUGGACUGAGGAACCACGGCACCUCACCACCGAGGCCCAGGCCCCCGAGACCACGACCAGCACCGCCAGCUCAUUGGCACCCCCGCCCACCACGAAGAUCUGUGACCCUGGGGAGCUGGGCAGCGGAGAAGGACCCUCAGCACCCUUCUUGAUCAGUGUCCCUGUCACCCUGGCCCUGGCUGCCGCUGCCACCACUGCUAGCAGUCUCCUGAUCUGAGCCCGGCAUACUGAGGACAUGCCAGAGCACCUGCAGAGGAGCAGGAGGCUGGAGCUGAGCCUGCAGACCCCAGUUUCUAUUUUGCACACGGGCAGGAGGACCUUUUGCAUUCUCUUCAGACACAAUUUGUAGAGACCCCGGCGGGCCCGGGCCUGCCGCCCCUUAACCCCGCCACAUCAAGCCCGGCCCUCAGGAGAGGAGGACCCUGCAGCUAACCCACCCACCAAAGACCCCACCCACCCCCUCGGGCUGGACCCUCCAAUGCCAGCGACUCCCAGGAGCCCUUGGGGGGCCUGAGGGGAGCCCCUCACAUCCACAGUUUUUCCUCCUGCCCCAGCCUCCUGUCUGUCCCAGGGUCUCUGUUGCCACCAUCAGAUUAUAAGCUCCUGAUGCUGGGGGGACCCAGCCAUCCCCCUCCCCCCAGCGCCCACACUUUUCAGUCCCCCCACCUCUGCCCCUGUUUUGUACAACUCUCCUGUGAUCCUCCUCCUACCCCACAGUAUUUAAUGCCCUGU